Molecule: messenger RNA, 2133 nt
Organism: Cyanistes caeruleus (blue tit)
Lineage: Eukaryota; Metazoa; Chordata; Aves; Passeriformes; Paridae
Gene: ANKRD33B
Product: ankyrin repeat domain 33B
Molecular function (GO): protein binding
Source: RefSeq, a predicted model, not a curated record
AUGGUGCUGCUGUCAGGGCACGGCGAGCAGCUGGCCGGGGAGCGGGUCUGCCCGCCCGCCGCCGCUAAGGAGAUGCCCGGCGCCGAGGCGGAGAGCAGCCCUGAGCAGGGGGUGGCGGAGGCUGCCGCCGAGGAGCCGGACGAAGUAGAGGAGGAAGAGGACUGCGAAGAGUACGAGGACUUCUCCGAGCUGCCCGACACCUGCAGCAUCGCCUCAGACGACUCCUUCUACCCUCCUGGCGGGCUGGACGACGAGGACCUCUGGUCCCUGGACGGGGACGAGCGCGACAGCCCCGAGGCGCUCAGCCUCUUCCGAGCGUGCUGCACCAACAACAGCAUCGUGCUGAAGGCGCUCAUCCGACAAGGCCCCCAGGAGGAGGAGGUGCAGGAGGCCGACCGCAACCGCAGGAAUGGUCUUAUCAUUGCCUGUUACCAAGGUUAUGUGGAUAUUGUAAUAGCCUUAGCACAAUGCCCUCACCUUGAUGUGAACUGGCAGGACAACGAAGGGAACACAGCUCUAAUUACAGCUGCACAGGCAGGGCACAUAACCAUUACAAACUAUUUGUUGAACUAUUUUCCUGGGCUUGAUAUUGAGAAGAGAAAUGCAUUUGGAUUCACAGCACUGAUGAAAUCUGCAAUGCAGGGUCGAACAGAAUGUGUGAAAGCCUUGAUGAUGGCAGGGGCAAAUGUUCAUGCAACUGACCCAAGCCGUGGACUAACUUCAUGGGAAUGGGCUUGUUUCACAGGAAGAUCAGAAUCUGCCUUCAUCAUGCAGAAGCUGAUGGACAGACCAUGCCCAGAACAGUUUUCUGAUCAAUAUAAACCAGAAUGGCCAAAAAUGAAGGAACUUCUUGAGAAGGCUGCAGAAGCAAAAAGCUGUUUGCAGAAGAUUUCUGAGUGCAUAAGAGCAGCUGUCUCAUUCCGGUCUUUCUAUGGCCCAGAAGAGGAUGGAGUCCUUGAUCACAUGGUGAAGGUGACAACAAGCUUGGGAAGUCCCUUCAUCACUCUGGCAUGCCGGACUGUGUGCCCCGGCAGCCCACCUUGUGUGGGGAAACGCAGACUGGCUGUGCAGGAAAUCCUUAGGAAGCAGAGAGCAGAGGAAAUCCGGUCUCAAGACAAAGAUCAUGUUAACAACUAUGAGAAGCUCUUUCAGAACUCCAAAGUCACAGUGAUCCCCAAGAAGAAGGAGCGUCGAGCUAGCCUGCAGCCCAUCAGCAUUGCAAUGUCCCAAGUAAGCACAGUAGCUACAAGGAAAGCAAGCCUCCUGCCACUCCACCUACUUCGACGGAGCAGUGUCCGGCCGGGAUUUGUCAUCCCCAAAGUCCGUGUAAGCAAGGCACCUCCACCUACCUUCCAGCCAGAAAAGGCGAGAAGGAGGAGCAGUGCAAAGGACGACCCCUAUCUGCAGAUUCCCAAAUGGAGAUACAAGGAGUUAAAAGAGGAGCGGAGAAAGGCAGAGGAACUGGAGAAGAAUAGAGCAGCAGAGGCUCAAAAGCCAAGGCAGGUGUCUCCUUCCCAGAGCAGGACCUGAUUUAAAGGCAGUCGGUGAGAGGUUUUUGAGCCGCUAGUCUUGUUAUCCCAGCAAGAUUACAAGAGACUGAAUGUCUUUGUGCAUGCUCACUGCUCAUGGAGCUGGAAUACUGAGUCAUGGCCUUUAAGGAGCAGAAAUACAGCAAUGGUUAUGCCACGGCAUAUUUGAUGGUGGAGCAAGAAUGUAUUUUGAGCUGGAACACAUACUAGGUUAAGCAGUCUGCUGUUGAUGGGAUGUUCUAAGUGGUGCAGUAGUCUUGUGGAUUCCUCUUUUUCCAGCUCCUGGUGAAUGACUGUGAAACAGCUUGAAAAAUAUGUUUGAAAGGAUUGUAUUUUGUGUUUGUUCAUUUUGCAAUGGACAAAAUUAAGGAGCUGUGGUUUUGACACCAGACAUUCCUCCCUCUUCUUCCUUAGGCAGAUAUAUUGCAAAGAUUUAUAAUAAUAAUUAGCAGUUUAAAAUAUACCACAGUGUUGGUUGGCAAUGAAAAUCCAGGUCUACAGUUUUAGAUAUAAUGAGCACUUUAUUUCUAUUCCAGUAAGCAGAUCUUAAAUACAGGCAUUAAACCCUACAGGUCCAUACAGUCUGUAUGGAUGCAGUUCUUAA